Molecule: messenger RNA, 960 nt
Organism: Phytophthora infestans T30-4
Lineage: Eukaryota; Oomycota; Peronosporomycetes; Peronosporales; Peronosporaceae
Product: protein-L-isoaspartate(D-aspartate) O-methyltransferase, putative
Exons: 2
Coding region: 1-960 (319 amino acids)
Biological process (GO): protein modification process
Cellular component (GO): cytoplasm
Molecular function (GO): protein-L-isoaspartate (D-aspartate) O-methyltransferase activity
Source: RefSeq, a predicted model, not a curated record
AUGCUACUUCGGUCGUCGCGUGUGGGUAUCAAUUGCCGCUAUCUUAGCGUGCUGAGUGGCAUCUCGGAAGAUUUACUUGUGAGUACGAGCAUCGGCCACCAAAUCGGAGGCGACUCGCAUGCUGCACUGGUGGAUAGUUUAGUCCAGACGAAUGUGGUGGCUGCUGGUUCACGACUGGAGGCAGCGCUGCGGCGUGUGGACCGCGCAGACUUUGUAGCGCCUGCGUUUCAGAGCUCAAGCGAGAGAUAUGCGAAUCGUCCAUUAAAAAUCGGUACGGUGGCAACGAUCUCCACUCCCCAGCAACACGCACAGGUCCUCGGACUGCUGGAGCCCCACCUCCAACCAGGAAUGACAGCGAUGGAUAUCGGCUGUGGGUCAGGCAUUCUCGUGGCCACAAUGGCUCAACUGGUGGGGCCUAUGGGAUUCGUUACGGGCGUCGAUAUUGUCCCUGAAUUGGUAGAGUUCUCAAAAGAAAACUUGCAGCGGAGUUUGGGGAAGGACGCAGCGGACAAACAAACGAAGAUUAUUGUGAGUUCUGGAAAGAAAGACCUUGGCUUGCCAUCCGACGUUCGCUAUGACUGUAUCCAUGUUGGCGUUGCAGUGGAAACCAAAGCAGAAGCGGAAAGCUUCUUGAAUUACCUCAAACCCGGCGGUGGGCUGUUGAUCCCCCUCGGUGGUGCUGGAACAGAGCAAAAGCUCGUCAAGAUGACUAAACAAGCCGAUGGGACGGUGGACAAGCGCGAUAUCAUGAGUGUGCUUUGCCAACCGAUGCUGGACAGUAUCCCCGUCGAGGAUAUCCAGGAAACUCGAGCGGAGAAUCUGGCGCGCGUGGAGAACGCUCUAACACUGUGGCGUGAAGAUUUUGAGACCAAAAAUGGACGGAAGCCUACGCGAGACGAUCUCAUGGGCAACGAGGAAUCGAAAAAGCUUUUUCAAGAGUUUGCGUCACUGAGAAAGUAA